AUUUUUCUCAGCUGCUCUUGCCUGGUUGUAAGUCAAACACUGAUGGCAGACUCGAAGAGUGACUGAACAAAAUUGUUCAUAAUGUCAUACGUGUCAGCUCAGUCAGUACUCCCGGAUGAGUGGUAAUUUAGAGAAUAAUACCAGCCAGAGCAUUUUCUUGGAAGAGCCUGAGGAAGCAAACUUGUCCAUUCACAGUCCGCAAGGAACAAUCUUCCCUAUGAGUUCAUGAAUAAGUGCUAAUCUUUUCUACACGACAAGACUCUUCACGGAAUGAAUCGUUUAAUAAUUUGGGGCCAACAAGAAGGGUCGGUGUCAUUCCUUCAGCGUCUCAGGAACAUCUAAUCACGUCGCCGCGGCCUUUGGUGGGCGCCGUGAGCUAUGACGCUUGGGAUCCGACAAGUUUUUGCUACUCUUUCUUUUUGUGCUCGCAUUAGAUGACGCAUAAAUCUGGCACUGGAGAUGACACUGCAGGAAUAACAUGUUCUCGUGAGGCUUUUUGUGGCCGUUAGGAGUAUAAAAGCCAUAAUUUUACAGGUUGCCAAAUUGAAUUUAAUUGACGUCACUUAUUUAUGGAAGUCCUGUGGCUGAUGGCAGGUUCGGUCUCAUGCUGAGGGUUCCGCCGCCGCUGCCUCGCUGGAUGAACCUUCUGUUCCCCUACACGAUGAUGGUGUGGGCGCUGUUGGGAGGAGUGAUGGUGCUGGUGGGCCUGACCUUCUACCUGCUGAACCUAAGGACACAUCCCCUGUCACUGGCGAGGAGCUUCUUGGUAACAGUGAAGGUGAGGUUUUAUAGUAUCACAGAUGAACGUCACUGGAAAAAACUGGAUGUAAGACUAAGAUGUGGUGAGGUUAGAAGUUCCAUUUUGAUUAGGGUGCUGGGUGGUCUCUGCUCUCUGGUCUGCAAAACUUGCUUUCUGCAUUACAUUUUGCUUCCGAGCCCACCUGAUGGCGUCCUUGGGCGAUGGGCAACACUUGUAGUCGUUCUUUAUGGGUGGGACGAGUCACUGGGCGGCCACACACGCUAUACCACUUCUCGUGUUGUCCAGGCUCCCUCCACCACGCGGCACUUAUUUGCACCCAUGUCAGCGUGUCUGGGUUGGCGGCAGGGCAUGGUGGGGCAGUCGGUGGGGCAUGUGCCAGUCUCGUGGGUGUCGCGAAGCUUCCUGGGGCUGUGGUGGUUCGUCAUGCUGGUGCUCGACAUCUCGUACACCUGCAACCUGAUCGCCGUGCUCACCGUGCCCGUCUAUUCCGCCAGGAUUCACAGCUUCGAACAGCUUGCCCAAAGUGACCUCAGGGUGUGCAUGCUGGACUAUGGGGAGUUCGUUCCUGAGGCGCUGCUCACCUCCACAGACACUUCUCUGGCCACCAUCGGGGCCAAGGUGGAUUUAUCACCAGAGGAUAAGACGCUGCGCUUCUCUGGCGAGGAGGCGUGUGUGGAACAGGUGAUGGCUGGCACUCACGCCCACAUAGAAACGUUCUCUUACUUAAAAAUUCUAUACCGUAUUCUCGGAGGCAACGCUGACGUGUAUCAUCUGAAGGUCCAGCUGUACCAGGGCAACUUAGCCUUUUUAUUCAGGAAGAGCACACCCUGGAGGCAUAAGUUCAACAUGGGCCUGCAGCGGCUGGUGGAGGCGGGGCUGGUGUACAAGUGGCACUCGCAAAUUAUGGACAAGUUUCCCGCCGGUAAAGGAGAGAGGAGGGAGCGUGAGCCUACGGAGCUGACCCUCGGCCACUUGCAGAGCUCCUUUCUUAUCCUGGGACUUGGCGCGGGGUUGGCGGUAGUAAUCUUCCUGGUGGAAUUUUUCCUUUAUCCCCGCCAAGCCAGCCUUGCCAAGCCUCGAGGCGGUGCGUAUACUGUCUAUGUCCUACAGUGUUCAGCGGAGCACGACAACCGCCCCAGAUAGAGGAAUCUAAGCACAACAAACUUACAUGUUAUUUUGGCAUCUUAAUUUUGUGUACUUCAUCACAACACACACAAAAUGCACAUUUUCAGUGUGGUCAUCAAAUACCAGAUUUUCUUGCAGC
Molecule: messenger RNA, 2024 nt
Organism: Scylla paramamosain (green mud crab)
Lineage: Eukaryota; Metazoa; Arthropoda; Malacostraca; Decapoda; Portunidae
Exons: 4
Coding region: 605-1903 (432 amino acids)
Cellular component (GO): membrane
Molecular function (GO): ligand-gated monoatomic ion channel activity
Source: RefSeq, a predicted model, not a curated record